Oncorhynchus keta (chum salmon) is the source of this 2171-nucleotide messenger RNA. It is a transcript of the gene dipk1aa, whose product is annotated as divergent protein kinase domain 1Aa. Bases 307 to 1593 code for a protein of 428 amino acids. The record is from RefSeq and is a predicted model, not a curated record. The transcript has 5 exons. NCBI's taxonomy places the organism in Eukaryota, Metazoa, Chordata, Actinopteri, Salmoniformes, Salmonidae.
CGUUGUGCUGCUGGCAGAAUUACUGGUCAGCUGCACGAGCAAGACAGCAGCGCUGCCAGACCCGUGAACUGCGUAAAGGAGCCGGUCUUUGGCUCUACACAAAUGGAGAACUAAGAAUAAUUGGGUACCGGGAGAUGUUCGAUGUCAGAAUAUAUUUUGUGAAAUCUAGAAUGCGCUUAAAACGCAUUGGAAACUGAACAUUGUGUAGCCUACGAACACGGACAGUCUCUUCAUGAGCUCCAGCUUCACUCCAUUUAUUUGGAUUCUCUUUCGCAGUUCCACGUAUUGAGAUGGUCUAUUUUUGUGAUGGCGAGAGGUCUGUUUCCACGGGCCUGGAUAAAGAAAUCAUUCUUUUUCCAGGCUCGCAUCUCCUUUGUGCGGGUGAAAUACCUGUUCCUCACCUGGCUGACGGUGUUUGUCGGGGGCUGGGUGAUCUAUGUCCAGUAUUCCAACUACACCGAGCUGUGCAGAGGACAUGAGUGCAAGAACGCCAUAUGUGACAAAUACAGGAGAGGCAUCAUUGACGGCUCGGCCUGCAGCAGCCUUUGUGACAAAGACACCCUCUACCUGGGCAGGUGCCUCUCCACCAGCCCCAACAACCAGGUGUACACAGGUGGCUGGGGUGACGUGGACGGGGUGAUCCGCUGCCAGGUGGGGGAGGUGCUGCACUAUGAGCUCGGAGAGGAGCCGGAGCCCCGGAGAGAGGCUGCAGUCUUCGACAAACCCACCCGCGGAACGUCUGUGGAGAAGUUCCGAGAGAUGGUCUUCAAUCACCUCAAGUCAAAACUGGGCGAGCAAGCAAAUCUGGCCAGCCUGGUGACCCAAAUACUCAGCGUCGCCGACGGCAACAAGGACGGCCACGUCUCGCUCCCAGAGGCCCGUUCGGCCUGGGCUCUUCUCCAGUUGGACGAGGUGCUGCUGGGCCUGCUCCUCCAGGAACGGGGCCACACCCCUCGUCUGAUGGGCUUCUGUGGAGACCUGUACGUGACCGAGAGGGUACCCUAUGGCCCCCUUUACGGUGUCAGCCUCCCCUGGCCCCUGGAGGCCUGGGUCCCCAGUGGGGCCCGACGCAGCAUGGACCAGUGGUUCACCCCCUCGUGGCCCCGCAAAGCCAAGAUCUCCAUGGGUCUCCUGGAGCUGGUGGAGGACAUCUUCCACGGCAACUACGGCAGCUUCCUCAUGUGCGACCUGAGCGCCGGCCACUUCGGCUACACGGACCGCCACGACCUCCGCCUCACCGACCCGCGGGCCAUCGUCUCUGAGGACACGUUCAGGCGAACCAUGCGCGCGCUGCACUGCGAGAAGGAUGACGACUGCUUGUUUGGGGCGGACUGCCGGACGUCGUGCGACGUGGCUCAGAAACGAUGCAGGGAGGAGGUGACCCAGCCCAACCUGGCCAAGGCGUGCAGGGCUCUGAGGGACUACCUCCUGAGGGGAACACCGUCGGAGCUGAGGGAGGAGCUAGAGAGGCAGCUGUAUGCCUGCAUGGCCCUCAGGGGCUCAGCGGGCCAGAUGGACAUGGAACACUCGCUCAUCCUGAACAACCUCAAAGCUCUGCUGUGGAGACAGAUCUCUCAUACUAAAGACUCAUGAUGUAAUUGACAAGUCUGCUACUGGCACAUUGGCUCGGUCAGAGGAGCCUUUGGGGAAAGUAUUUCUAAAAACUCAACCACUUUGGUGGAUUGUUCAUUCAAGACGUACUAUAUUGUUUUAUCUACCACCUGUUUUCAUGCUGCAUAGCAGUUGUUUUGGCAGUGUAACUGCAUUCGAGCUGUCAAAUCCACAAGCGGCUCCUGGCAUACCUAUCUGAAAGGAAAUUGAUGUUGAACUACCCUUUGGAAAGCUUUUUUCACAACUUUGUUUUGUAGUAAAACAGAGGAAGAAAAGUGUUUCCAGUGACAUCGGUGAGCGUCGUGUAAUUUUAAGUAGACAUUGCCUACUAAUUGGUUGUCAUUGGAAAUCUUCCUAAGUAACAAAUGUGCCAUUUUCACAUUUUGAUGUUGGCGUGGUGCUGGAUAAAUAUUUUUUCCUUUUAAAUUAAAACACUCAUUUCAGAUGUAGUCUACACCUCGAUUAUACGGAUGAAUGAUUUAAUUUGAGCGUAAUUUCUAUAGCCUACUCUUUCUCGUUCUGAACUACUAACGCGAGUGGCUUCUUGACAAUCGAAAGCA